AGUAGUGUCCUCUCCAAGGUUGCAGUGAAGUUUAAAACUAUGCCUUGCUGAUAAACUUUUAUCUGGACUUUUCUCAAUAAUUGGACUGGUAAAGUGGAGCCAAUGUGUGAAAGACCAAUAAAGUCUUGGUCUUGGUCCUGGUCGCCUGGUUCUGUCUUUUGACGAAGUUCUCCGUUUGCUUGUGGAAUGAUAAUGAAGAUAGGAAAAGAAGAGAGCUGAACUUUGGAACCCAAGAUGACUGUUAUGCUGAUGAAUUGAGCCUCUAGAAUGUGGUUAAGUUGAGCUACUUGGAAAUUAAUCAUCGAAGUUUUCUUCGCCAGACUUACAGAAAGUAAGAAACCAGAGGGAAGAGUAUGGUUUACAUCAUCCCUCGCAAGUUCAAGAAGUUUUAUGAUACAUGGAAUGUCCAAACCUUUAUUCUGUUUAGCCUUACACUACAGACCAUUCUAAUUCUGUGUGCACCGUCAAGAAAGCGAACAGGAAAUGUAAUAGUAAUCUGGUUGAUCUGGUCAGCUUACUUGCUUGCCGACUGGGCUGCUAACUUUGCAGUUGGACUUAUUUCCAACAGGCAAGAUGACACUUUCGGCAAAGCUGGAGUCCCUGCUGAUCGUUAUGACAUUCUGGCAUUUUGGGCUCCCUUUCUUUUGUUACACCUUGGAGGUCCAGAUACCAUAACUGCUUUUGCUCUGGAGGAUAAUGCCCUCUGGCUGAGGCACUUUGUUGGGCUUGCAACUCAGGUUGCUGCUGCUUUUAUUGUCUUUGGGCAAUCACUUCCCACAAACAAACUAUGGGUUCCUACUGUCCUCCUGUUUAUUGCUGGAACCAUUAAGUAUGGUGAGAGAACACGUGCUUUGUAUCUUGCAAACCUGAAUAAAUUCCGUGAGUCGAUGCUUAAACCACCUGACCCGGGGCCUAACUAUGCAAAGCUCAUGGAGGAAUAUGCUUCAAAGAAAGAUGCCAAACUUCCAACUCAUAUGGAAAUGAUUGGAGAACCCAAUAAAGAAUCAAAGGCUGCACUUUUUGCUGAAGAUGUAGGUGACCUGACGGAUGACGUUGUGGUUGUGGGGCAUGCUUAUCGCUUCUUUAACAUCUUCAAGGGUCUCAUCGUGGAUCUCAUCUUCAGCUUCCGUGAGCGCCAUGACAGCCGUCUAUUUUUCCAGAAAAGAGAAUCAGAAGAUGCAUUUAAAGUAAUAGCAGUUGAACUCAACUUCAUCUAUGAAGUUCUCUAUACUAAGGUUGUUGUAGUGCAUUCAAUUUUAGGAUGCGUAGUCCGAUUUAUAUCCUGGAGCGUGGUUGUGGCAGCCCUUUUGACCUUCUAUUCAAUUGAUAAGAAAGGCUUUCAUAAGAUCGAUGUUAGAAUUACCUAUACCCUGCUGUUUGGUGCUAUAGGCUUGGAUACAGUUGCUCUCUUUAUGCUUAUUUUCUCUGAUUGGACUGUUGCUAGUGUCAAGAAGUCUAUGGAAAUUAGCUUCAUACGCCCUAUUGCCAAAUUCGUUUGCAUUCCCCUCAGGUACUAUCUAUCUUUUAAGAGGAUAAACUGGCCUCCUCAAGAGCCUCAACAGAGUUCAAGGACUCCAGAGUCAAUAAAUUGCUUAGAGCGGGUUAGAAGAAUCCUAUUCAAGAGGUGGUCUGAAUAUCUCUAUACAUACGACUUCAUAGAAUAUUGCCUGAAAGAACGUCCAAAAACCACGUCCCUUAAUGUCUUUGAUUACUUGUGGUGUUUUUUGAUUUGUGUCAUUGAAGCUUUUGGCCUUAAGGAUUUCUAUGAUAGGAUGAGAUAUGUGUCGAAGAAGCCAUGUACCAAAGAGCUAUGGAAUUUCAUCUUUGAACAGCUGAAAGAGAAAUCCAAGCUCGCAGAUGAUCCUGAAACUGCCAAGAGGAUAUGUGCAGCUAGAGGUGAUUGGAUUCUUCAGGAUAGUGAAUGGAAUAGUGGUAGCACUAAAUUAAUGUCUUAUGUUGUUGAUUUUGAUUAUGAUCAGAGCCUUAUGUCGUGGCAUAUUGCUACUGAACUCUGCUAUACAAGGGACACAAACAACCCUCCCGAUGGUAGCCGUGAAAUCUCUAAGACCCUCUCGGAUUACAUGUUAUAUCUUCUUGUCAUGCAACCUACUAUGAUGUCUGCUGUGGCAGGUAUUGGACAAAUUAGAUUCCGAGAUACCUGUGCGGAGGCCAAAAAGUUCUUUAGCAGUAGGGACCUAAAAGAUAAAGGAACAAAAGAGGAACAUAAAGAGGCUGCCUGUGAAAGACUCCUUGGUAUAAAUACAGAUGUUCCACCUGUAGCUGUGAAGGGAGAUAGAAGCAAAUCUGUCUUGUUUGAUGCAUGUAUUCUGGCCAAAGAGCUGGAAAAUUUGUACAAAGAUAAACCCGAAAAUAAAUGGAAGCUAAUGAGUGAAGUGUGGGUGGAAUUGCUGUCAUAUGCAGCAGGUCAUUGCCGGGCCAAUACUCAUGCUGCUCAACUUAGUAAAGGAGGUGAGCUUAUCACUUUUGUCUGGUUAUUGAUGGCGCAUCUUGGCAUUGGGGAGCAGUUUCAAAUAAAUGAGGGCCAUGCAAGGGCAAAACUGAUUGUGGGAAAGUAAACCGAAUAAAUUGGUGAAUUCAAUGUUUGUAGGAAUGAAACUUUCUAUGUAGAACUCUGUUCUUUUUUCAAUAUGGGGGAUGAGCAUUAGAUUUUAUUUUACUUUUGUUUACUUCCUAGGAAUGGAGAUGUUUGUAAUGUUGUAUUAAAGCACUAGUACUUCUUGUGUUCUUGCUGCUAAAUUUAUUUCAAGAAUGCUUCUCAUCAUUGUCAUGAA
This is a messenger RNA of Quercus lobata, 2792 nucleotides long. RefSeq lists its product as uncharacterized. The record is from RefSeq and is a predicted model, not a curated record. Bases 354 to 2576 code for a protein of 740 amino acids. NCBI's taxonomy places the organism in Eukaryota, Viridiplantae, Streptophyta, Magnoliopsida, Fagales, Fagaceae. The transcript is spliced from 3 exons.